AUGGCUGGGAUAUACAGCUCUACUCUGAAGACCCUGGAGGAUUUAACUCUGGACUCUGGUUAUGGGGCAGGGGACUCCUGCAGGUCCCUCAGUCUCUCGUCUUCCAAGUCCAACUCCCAGGCUUUUACCUCCUCUCAGCACAGAGGCAACUGGUGGUACUACUCGGGCUCCAUGAACAGUAGGAAUAACAGCUGGGAUACAGUGAACACUGUUCUGCCAGAAGACCCAGAAGUUGCAGAUAUAUUUUCCAAGUGUCCUAAGCUGCCAGAUCUAGAGGAGUAUCCUUGGACUGAUGAAGACAUCGGGAAAAUACUCCGAAAAGGGAAGGGGGAUGGAAAUUCCAGAACCUUUGCUCAGGAAGCUGUCAGGCGGCUCUCGCAGUUGCUGAGGCGUGCCUUGAUCAGGAUCUCCAGGGAAGCUCAGCGUCUCAGCGUGAUGCACUCCAAGUGCACCAGGUUUGAGGUGCAGAGCGCUAUCAAGCUCAUCCAGAGCUGGUCGUUAUCAGAAAGCUGCGUCUUGGCCACUGUCAGGGCUCUUUCUCUGUACAGCAUGAGUGCUGGAGAUGGGCUGAGGAAAGGUAAAUCAGCGAGAUGUGGCCUCACCUUUUCAGUGGGCAGGUUUUUCAGGUGGAUGGUGGACACUAGGAUCUCGGUUAGGAUCCAUGAAUAUGCAGCCAUCUCUUUAACCUCUUGCAUGGAAAACCUUGUAGAAGAGAUUAAAGCCAGGGUUUUGACAAGUCAGAGCCCUGAUGGUGGAGGAGGGGAGAUCUCGGCUGAAAUCCUGGAGAUGGUUAUCAACAAUGAUGCUGAACUUUGGGGAGUGCUGCAACCUUACGAACAUCUCAUAUGUGGGAAAAAUGCUAAUGGUGUGCUCUCUCUGCCGGCCUACUUCAGCCCGUACAACGAUGGCUCUGUGUGCAGUGACGGGCGGGCUGAUGCGUAUGCCCAGCUGGAACUCCGAACUUUAGAGCAGUCUCUCCUGGCAACUUGUGUAGGAAGCAUCUCCGAACUGAGUGAUUUAGUAUCACGAGCAAUGCACCACAUGCAGUGCUUGAACACUCUCCGCCCAGGCAUGAGCCCUGUUCGGCAAACUCGGCAGCAGCAACCAAUCUCCUGGUCCCCUGAUGCUCUCCACACCCUCUACUACUUCCUACGCUGUCCGCAGAUGGAGUCCAUGGAGAACCCCAACCUUGACCCUCCAAGAAUGACUCUGAAUAAUGAACGGCCUUUCAUGCUUCUGCCCCCGCUAAUGGAGUGGAUGCGAGUGGCUAUCACCUAUGCUGAGCACCGGCGCAGUUUAACUGUGGACAGCGAUGAUAUCAGGCAGACAGCCAGGCUACUCUUACCGGGAUUGGACUGCGAGCCACGGCAGCUAAAGCCUGAAUGCUGUUUUAGUUCCUUCCGGAGACUGGAUGCUAAGGCUGCUACUGAAAAAUUCCAGCAGGAUCUGGGUUUCCGAAUGUUAAAUUGUGGAAGGACAGAUCUGAUCAACCAAGCAAUAGAUGCACUGGGACCUGAUGGGGUUAAUACUAUGGAUGAUCAGGGCGUGACCCCACUAAUGUAUGCCUGCGCUGCUGGAGAUGAAGCCAUGGUCCAAAUGCUUAUAGAUGCUGGAGCGAAUUUGGAUAUACCAGUUCCCAGCACCUCUCCACGGUACCCUUCAGUCCAUCCUGACAGCCGGCACUGGACUGCUCUUACCUUUGCAGUAUUACACGGGCAUAUAUCCGUUGUUCAGCUGCUCUUGGAUGCUGGUGCCCAUGUGGAGGGCUCUGCUGUUAACAGUGGAGAAGACAAUUACGCUGAGACCCCACUUCAGCUGGCUUCUGCGGCAGGGAACUACGAAUUGGUCAGCUUAUUACUAAGUAGAGGUGCUGAUCCCCUUCUGAGUAUGUUGGAAGUCAAUGGUAUGUCUUCAUCCCUUCAUGAAGAUAUGAAUUGCUUUAGUCAUUCAGCUGCACAUGGACACAGGAAUGUUCUACGCAAGCUCCUGACCCAGCCCCAGCAACUGAAGGGAGAUGUCCUCUCACUGGAGGAGAUUUUAGCUGAGGGAGUGGAGAGUGACACCUCCAGCCAGGGCAGCUCCAGUGAGGGACAAGUCAGGCUGUGUAAAACAAGAAUGAAGGCUCUGCAGGAGGCCAUGUACUACAGCGCUGAGCAUGGCUACGUGGACAUCACCAUGGAACUCAGGACCCUUGGAGUCCCAUGGAAGCUCCACGUGUGGAUCGAGUCGCUGCGGACAACCUUCUACCAGUCUCGCUACUCAGUUGUACAGACACUCUUACGAGAGUUUGUCACCAUAAAGGAAGAGGACUAUAAUGAAGAGUUGGUUAAUGAAGGGUUGCAGCUCAUGUUUGAUAUCCUCAAAACCAGCAAAAAUGAUUCUAUCAAUCAGCAGCUUGCAUCCAUCUUCACCCAUUGCUAUGGCAGCAGUCCUAUACCUGGCAUUCCUGAAAUCCGAAAGGUGCUACCAGCUCGGCUAGAUCCUCACUUUCUAAACAAUAAAGAAAUGUCUGAUGUCACUUUCUUAGUAGAAGGAAAGCUAUUUUAUGCACACAAAGUCCUGCUGGUUACUGCAUCGAACAGGUUUAAGACCCUAAUGACCAAUAAAACAGAGCAAGACAGCCAAGGCAGCAAGACUGUUGAAAUUAGUGAUAUGAAAUACAAUAUUUUCAAGAUGCUGAUGCAGUAUUUAUAUUAUGGAGGAACAGAAUCUAUGGAAAUUCCCACUGCUGAUAUCUUAGAGCUGCUGUCGGCUGCCAGCCUCUUCCAACUGGAUGGCCUCCAGAGACACUGUGAAAUCCUCUGUGCCCAGACGAUCAGCAUGGAGAACUCUGUUAACAUCUAUAAAUAUGCAAAGAUUCACAACGCACCUGAACUAGCCUCUUUUUGCGAAGGCUUCUUCCUCAAACAUAUGAGCUCUCUUCUGGAGCAGGACUCAUUCAAACAGCUAAUCUACAGCAGGAAUAGCAAAGUGCAAGGCCUAGACCCUCUGCGGGACUUGCAGACAGCCCUGGCCGGCCGCCUGCAUUCAGUGUACGUCACCUCGCGGGUGUGAGGCGGGAGCGAGGCAGUGGCAGAAGCGCUGGUUCAAACUGCACUGGGCUGCGUGAUCAGGCAGAGCUAUGGCUUUCCCGUUCGCUUUCUGGAGUCAUCAGUUCUUGCUGCAAGUCCCUUACUGCAGAUGCCCUGCCGGCAGGAGUACGGCGCCUGGUCCCACUGAAGUAGGGGAGCUGGCUGCUCUGUGCCACACUGUGUCAGAGAAACACAGUCACAGCAUAAACAAGGACUGAGGCUGCAAAUGGAGAACCUGACCUGAAGAGAAAAAUCAAUGCUGCCAUUUGAACAAGCACAAUGCAGGGCUACAGGGGCAUGUGGCAAUUUACCUAGACUUAACACCUAAUAUGUAGUCUCAAGUAACAGCCACCUAGUUCAUAGGCAUACAUGUUUUACUUGUAAAAAGAAAGAAAGGAAAAAAAAAAAAGGCUGCAUAGAAGAGGUUUUCUGAUCCUAUGGACCACUGCCCAUUCAACAAGUCAUUUGCCUGAGCAGAGAGGUGUACACAAACAACUUUGCUGUAAUAAUAAACGCCAGUGUCUGUCUAUGACAAGAGACUGGUAUAGCUUUCCCCUAAGCUGUGUGCACCUUGAAAGAGAGAUUCUGUAGAUGAACAAGUUUGAGUAGGAACUAAUACUAACUCUGAAAUUACUCACUGUGCACCUCAUUUGAAGAACUUAGCUGGGGCAGGGAGGGGAGCAUUGUCUGGGAGUUUUUUUGUAUUUUUAAAAACAAAUUUCACUGUGCUAGUAGUUAAUCUGGAUCCAGUUUGAGGAAAAAAAAAAAAAAAAAAGGCUGUCUACCCUUUUACUAUAAAGGUUUGAUAGUCUAAGUCAUUUUCAUUAUCAAAACCUGUUUGUGAACAUCAUCUGUAAGACCUGACACCAUAACAGACAUCUUCUAAAAUACUCAGGUGUAGUAAGACCUAUUGCUGUGCUGAAGAAACUGUCCCAAUAGUAUAAAUAGCAAUAAAUUCUCCCUAAGAUGAUGGGGAACAUGCUCCUUUAUGCUUUGUUCUCCCUCUUGCUCUCUCCCCCUCUCCAGGGCUAGUUGAGAUCAGAAACUCUGACCUCUAUUUCCAGCUCUAGUCUUCUGCUUCCACAUCCUCAGCUGUGGAAUGAUACUGUUUCCACAGAUACACUACCUCAGGGGGAACUGUGCAUAGUGCACAGCUAACCCCAUCCCAGAGGUAAGCUGCAAUCUAACAUUUGGGCUGCAGCACUUCCAUUCAGGUUGAGGCAUCAUGUUUAAGAAAGAUUCACGUUUUUCCUUUGCUCACUGUGGACAGAUGUUUCUGUUCAAAAAUGACUCAUUUAGGCCUUUUUCUAGCUGACUUAAGAGAACUGAAAGGAGACAAUUCAGUAUACAGUUUCACGUCAACCUUAGGAAGGCAGUAAGCUGCACACAAACACACACACCUUGCUCUCACCCACACCUUAGACAACUUCUGAAAAUUCCCACUGGUCUUUUUUAGCAUAUACCAAGCACAUUUGCUAAUAAUGCUUUUUAUUGGUUACAGGUGGGUAAAGUAGAAGAGGGGGUGUAGUUUUCAAUGUAAAUCUAUGGCUUCUUGGAAAUUUAAGCAUUAAUAUUGUAACUAAGUACAUCAAAAGAAGGAAUCUCGGCUAGGCCCAAACUCCUAUAUAAGGGACAGACACGGUUUGGGUAGAUGAAGUGAAGGAGAGCAAACUACAGCAUCUCCCAACAAAUCUGUCAAAAUCUGACAUUGCCUCAUCCCUAAAGGAUUUUAGGUCAUAGGCAAAUUGCAUGCAAGAAGAAUUAGUCUAGGAUCAGUAAUCUGGUCGACAAAGAAGUUGGUCAGAGCACGCUCCAAUUUGUUUUAGCUACACAUACACUUUCAGGAUCACCAACUUCAAUAACCCUAUUUAUUAUCAGAAAGCUAUUAGAGGUGUUUCAAGAUUAUCACUGGGCUGCCUGAAAAAUAGCACAAAAGGCUUUAUCCUGGAAAAUAUUUUCAAGUAGCUGCUCCAGCUGUCUGUACAAAAAAUGUAGGUUCUCUUUUGCUGCUGUAAUAUUACAUGCUUUGUUAUUUGUAUAUUAAUGUUGUCAUUUAUGUAAAU
Molecule: messenger RNA, 5134 nt
Organism: Rhea pennata
Lineage: Eukaryota; Metazoa; Chordata; Aves; Rheiformes; Rheidae
Gene: ABTB2
Product: ankyrin repeat and BTB domain containing 2
Exons: 17
Coding region: 1-3054 (1017 amino acids)
Molecular function (GO): protein heterodimerization activity
Source: RefSeq, a predicted model, not a curated record